This is a messenger RNA of Drosophila nasuta, 784 nucleotides long. RefSeq lists its product as uncharacterized. The record is from RefSeq and is a predicted model, not a curated record. NCBI's taxonomy places the organism in Eukaryota, Metazoa, Arthropoda, Insecta, Diptera, Drosophilidae. The transcript has 3 exons. The coding region runs from base 137 to 784 and encodes 215 amino acids.
UUACUACGGCUGACAAUCUGAGCAUUGCUGCCGGGUAAAACCAACAAACAACACACGACUGCAAAUCAAUUAAAAACCUUCGAAUAAGACAAACAGGAGGAACAACAAAAACUCGGCCCAAAUUUGUUUAAAACAAAUGGCGCACACACACGCUGCGUCUGAGGCUGCGGCUGCUGCCACAGAUGAUGGCGACUCUCAGCUGCUUCUCCCUCUGAGCCUAGAGAUGGCUGCUGGCCCUAAUCACUGGCAAACAAAAGUCAAAUCAAAAGAGAAGCCAGGCAAGCAGCAAAGAUUUUCAACCACAACGCGCGGCACAGCAGGGAAAGUGCAUGAGGUACAGAGGAGAGGGGAGGAAGGUUGUAGGAGGAAGAAGAGAAGCGCAGCAGCUAACAAGCAAAACGUCAACGGCGAAAACGACGACGACCACGAUGACGACGACGACAUCGUUGCAAGCGACUUCCAAUUAUUUUUUAUAUUUUUGCAGCAACAAAAGCAGCUGCAGCAGCUGGACGCAAGAGGAGAAAGGGAGAGAAGGAGAUGGGGUGAAAGAAGGGGGGCCACAAAAGUGGAUUAUGUGGCUGCUGUCGUAUUUUUCCCGUGCUCUGUGAGAGGCGUGCGUGAAAAGUGGGCGCGGCCCGCACUCAAUAACUUGGCUGACGUUUCUCCCCCAUUCUUUUCUCUGUUUUUUUUUUCUAUUUGCUCUUCUCUUGCUGCACUUUUGAUUGUUGGUUCCCACAGCAACAGCAGCAACAGCAACAACUACUGCAAUAUCAUCGUGCUCUAA